CAUUGGGAUUUGUCUCAUGUAUAUAUAUCAUUUCGCAACGGCACUACUAAGCAAGAUAUUAUAAAGCUCGAGUACUUAAGAAAAGUGUUUGUGUAUGGACCCACACAACCUUCCACAACAACCAGUGCGUUUUUCUUUAAAAUCAUUUGGGGCAUGUUGAAAACUACCACCACAAAAAGAAAUACUUAAAUUACAAAACCACAUGUGUGCUCGAGUGUUUGUCUAUAUUGGGGUUAGUGUGUGGUCCUACAGCACAAUUCAAAUAAUAUUCAAACCAGCGGAAAAAGGAAACUUCACUCGAAAUUUGAUGAAUAAUCGAAGCAUGAAGAUAUACUAUAUACUUGUUAUAUUUCUAUAUUAAUGCAUUAAAACUAUUUAAAUAGCCUCAACCAGUAUGUUAAAGACAGCAUUAAGUUUUUGCCACCCUUUGCAUAAACUUUAGUUAUGAAAUUUAUAAUUUUACUUGCCAUAGUAGUGGCUGCCACAGCAAAUUUAUUACAAUAUACUGGUUAUAAUUAUGAUAACUAUAAUGUACCAGGAAUUAAUUAUCCCUCCUACAACAAACCGCUUGUGUAUCAUCAUCAUAAUAACUAUGUUGUUAAGCCACAGAGUCCACCACAAUAUCCAAAUAGCAAUGUAGCGGUGUGUGCAACAUAUAAUGGAAUUUGGAAAACAUUUGCAAAUAUAUAUCAAUUUAAGGAUGAAGUUAAUCAAGGACUGGCCUGGAAUUUUCAUAGUUAUGGAACUUGCCCUAAGCCUCAGAAACCUUUACCGGAAGCGGUAGAACCCAUAUGUGCUACUUACAAAAAUCAACUGAGAACUUUUGCCAAUGCCUUGGCUUUAGAAGUGGAAAAUUUAAUUAAUGGAAAAAAUUGGGUUAAACUAUUCAACGGUGUUUGCCCUCAUAUCUCAGAACCGAUAACAACCACAACUGCUGUGCCCUUUCCCUCUACUCCUUGCGGUAAUCAGCCAGUUUGUGGUGUUCUUAAUGGUGUUUGGAAGACGUUUCUCAAUUUGAGUGAGCUCAAUGCAGAAAUUGCUAAAGGUUCAGGUUGGAGCUUUUAUAGUUUUGGCUUUUGUCCUAAACCCGAAGUAUGCGCUAAAUUUGAAGAUGAAUUUCGUACAUUUUCAAGUGCUUUAGCAUUGGAGGUGGAGAAAAUUGUUAGUGGAAAGAAUUGGGUAAUUGUCGCUUCUGGUGUAUGCUUAAACACACCAACACCCUCACCCGCCACACCCACUCCCUCAACACCUACUACCACUCCCUCAACACCCACUACAACACCCUCAACACCUAAUACCACUACUUCUACUCCUGCAACUAACACUCCACCAGCAUCAGUUGAAGAUAAUGAUUUUAGUAUUAGUACCACUGAUACUACAGAGGCUUCAACAAAUAAAAUGUCUUCUACACCAUCUGAUUCCGAUUCUGAUAAAACAACUUCUAAAUAUUCCACUUCGAAUCCUCCAGAUAAUGUAGAUGAUACUGCUGCUACGCUUACCACACCAAGUGGUUGUCAAACUAAUCAUCGUAUUCAACAGAAUAAUAAUUAUCAUGGUCCAUAUGUAGAGGGUUCCUUCCACUAUAAUCAUAACAUGUUUAACCAGGCCAAUAUUAAACCGUAUCACAGUAAAAAAUAUUAAAUAUUUUUUAGAGAACAUAAGCAUGCAUUCCGAAUUUUUUUUAAACUUGUAAAAACUUUCAAAUAACUUUUAUUUUUUUUUAA
Lucilia cuprina (Australian sheep blowfly) is the source of this 1724-nucleotide messenger RNA. RefSeq names its product mucin-5AC-like. Bases 445 to 1641 code for a protein of 398 amino acids. The record is from RefSeq and is a predicted model, not a curated record. The transcript has 7 exons. NCBI's taxonomy places the organism in Eukaryota, Metazoa, Arthropoda, Insecta, Diptera, Calliphoridae.